Molecule: messenger RNA, 4484 nt
Organism: Coccinella septempunctata (seven-spotted ladybird)
Lineage: Eukaryota; Metazoa; Arthropoda; Insecta; Coleoptera; Coccinellidae
Product: nidogen
Exons: 12
Coding region: 84-4184 (1366 amino acids)
Biological process (GO): cell-matrix adhesion
Molecular function (GO): calcium ion binding
Source: RefSeq, a predicted model, not a curated record
UGAACUAUGGCCUUCUUUCGAUAGAAGAUCCAGCCAGUGUUUGAAUUUUGAUAAACAGUAUAACGGACGGUGCGAGCAAGAACAUGGGGAAGUUGCUGAUCGCGUGGUGUAUUUUCUGCCUGUUUAGUGGUAGUUUUGCGAUUCCCGCAGCGCUGCUGUACGGUUACAAUGUUAAGGAAGCUGUAAGAUUGCCGAAAGGAGAUGAUGUAUCUUCGGCGCCGGUGAAUUUGAAAGUGCCGAUUAUUUUUUUUGGAGAAGCCUACGAUACCAUUUAUAUCAACAACAAUGGCCUCCUAUCUUUCCGAACAGAAAUACCCAAUUUUCUGAACUUAGAAUUUCCCCUGGACUAUCCCUCCAUAGCCCCCUUCUACUCCAACGUAGACACAACCAACGCAGGAACCGUAUUUUACUACGAGACAGAGGAUCCAGGUCUUCUCCAGAGAGCGACAGAAAAUGUGCAUGACCAAUUCUUGGAGUAUGGCAACUUCCAAGCCACCAGUCUGUUCAUCGCCACUUGGGAAGCUGUGGGCUAUCACGACAAAGGAACGGAUAAGGUGAAUACUUAUCAAGUGGCAAUUGCAACGGACGGUGCCAAUUCUUUCGUCGAGUUUCUCUAUCCAGAGAAUGGUAUACAGUGGAUUCAAGGAACUGGAGAUGAAUCUGGUCUUCCAGACGCACGAGCACAAGCUGGAUUUGUUUCGGAGGAAGGAACAGUGUUUACUUUGCCAGCUUCCGGUACUGAGCAGGUCAAAAACUUGGAGAAAUGGUCAAAUAUGGAUCUGCUUGGACAAUGGACCUUUAUGAUUCACGAAAGUAAUAUAGUUGAACCAGAUCAGAAUAAUGAAGAAAAACCCAGUAAAGUACCUGGUACCACCUGUGCUUCCUCCCCUACAUACUGUCACGUUCAUGGAAAAUGUAUAGAUUACGAUGAAGGUUUCUGUUGCGAGUGUGAUCCUGACUACUAUGGCAAUGGACGAGCUUGUGUCAAAAAAGACGCUCCACUAAGAGUAAAUGGAAAAGUAACUGGAAAAAUAAAUGGAGAAAAACUAGGAAACUUAGACCUGCAAUCUUACAUAGUAAUGCAAGACGCAAGGGCAUAUACUGCGAUAUCUAAAAUACCCGAAUCCAUCGGUUCCGACAUCCAAUCUCUCCAGAUCUUAGGAAGUUCCAUUGGUUAUCUAUUCGCCAAACCAAUACGUGGAGCCACCAAUGGCUAUCAGCUAACUGGAGGAAUAUUCAACCACACAGCCCAACUCUAUUUCCAGAACACAAACCAGAGCAUCGCUAUCAUUCAAAAGUACCAUGGAUUGGAUCUUUUCGACCAGCUUAGAUUGGAAGCUAAUAUCCAAGGAGAAAUACCAAAUUUGCCCGACGAUGCCAAGGUUAUCAUAGAUGAAUACCAAGAGGAAUACACUGUUACAGCACCGGGUAUCAUCCAGUCAUCAUCUAGUCGAGUGUUCAAAUAUCAGGAUGAAAAUGGCACAGAAGUUGUCCAUCCGUACUCAGUUUAUCAAAGUUUUCAAUUCGAAGAGUGCAAGUACAGGAAUUCUUCAUUCGGGAAUUCGUGGAAAUUGAAGGUUGGGAAGAAUUUCAUCAGCUAUGAGGCGACUGAGCAGAUUAUUCGAUUUGGGUUGAGUAAUAAGGUCACCCCCAUUGGUGACUACGAUCCUUGUGAGGAGGGUCGAUCAAAAUGCCAAGAGAAUAGCGUUUGCGUAGUGGACAACGACUCAUACAGGUGCGCCUGUAGGCCAGGUUUCCAAUACCAGAUGGCUGAAGGCGGAAACACUAUCUGCGUCGACACCAACGAAUGUGCCAUCGGAAUCGCAGACUGCGAUUACAACGCCCAAUGUACCAACCUCAUCGGCAGUUACUCAUGCCGUUGUAAUCCAGGAUUCGAAGGCGAUGGCAGAAUCUGCCAAAACGCAGUCAGCUGUACCAACGUCACUUGCAACGAAAACGCUGAAUGCGUGGAAUCAAACGGCCUGGCCUCGUGCAGAUGCAUAGCUGGCUUCACUGGAAACGGACAGGUGUGCCAACCGAAGGUCGGACACAGCUGUCACAUUGCCAACAACUGUUCGCCCUACGGGAUGUGUCAAAUAGACCCGGCAACAGAUGAGUACCAUUGCUUGUGUUUGCCUGGUUUCGAAGGUGAUGGAUAUAGGUGUACACAGGUACCAACAUCUACUGAAACCCAGAUGAAUACUGAUCCAAAUACAAUCACUUCCACUGAGGGAAGAGUUCCACCACCAGUUUCUUCUACAGAAGAAUUUGAGUAUACGUCCGAAUAUGUGCCAACAGAAACAGUGAUUCAAACGACCACUGAUAGGGUUCCGAAAAAUUGUGAUAAUACUUCAUGUUGGUGCCCUGAAGGUUUCACACUAGACGAAGACGCCCAGUAUUGUGUCAGAACAGAGAAUUUCAAGAAUCCAACUACCAUACUUCCAAAUGUCACAUGCAAUGAACUCAACAACUGCAAUGAAAAUGCUGAAUGCAAAUUCGUACAAGCAAUUUCAUCAUAUGCAUGUGUCUGCAUUGAUGGUUUUGAAGGUGAUGGGACCACUUGCUCCGAAAUGAAGGUUUCCUGUCUUGUCGAAAACAACUGCGAUGUUCAUGCUAGUUGCACCUACGAUGAGACAAUAGGACGUUCCAAAUGUGUCUGCAUGAGUGGUUUUGAAGGGGAUGGAUACACUUGUACCCUUGCUAUAUGUGCAAGUAACAACGAUUGCACAGCUACUGAAGAAUGUUUAUACACCAACGCAAACAGAUACGAAUGCGUAUGCAAGGAAGGCUUUGUGAGGGACUCGCAAAACCUGUGUGUUGAUGGCAGCAAUACUUGUGGAGGUGGUACCUGCGUAGAAAAUGCCGAGUGCUUGUACGAUGCUACCUACGAAACCCAUUAUUGCAGUUGCAAAACUGGCUACGUCGGGGAUGGUAUAACAGAAUGCAAAUUGAAGCCUAUAGGUUGCAACGUUCUGAACAACUGCGGUCUACAUGGUGUUUGUGUCUACGACGAAGAAACCGAACUCUAUAUCUGUCGAUGCCAAGUAGGAUUCUACGGAGAUGGAUUCGUUUGUCAUUUGGAAGAAAACUGUCUCACCUCCCCCUCAAUGUGUGAUCCUAACGCAGCCUGCGUUGCUGACGCAGAAAGAAAAUACAGUUGCCAAUGCAACUACGGUUUUGUGGGCAACGGAACGUCUUGCCGAAGAAAUCCAACACAUGAAGGCGGUUUCCUCUUACUGAACCAAGGUAUGGCCACUUUGAGGAUACCCCUGGAAAACUCCAGGGAAAGAUAUGGAAGAGCAGUUCAGGUGAAGGGUGCCCAAACUUCCGUUGGUCUGGACAUUGAUUGUUUCGAUGGAAAAUUCUUCUGGAGCGAUAUAACCGGAAGGGCCAUCCGCACUGCCUUCUACAACGGCAGCUCAAAACAAGACUUUAUAACCGAAGGCGUUGGAUCUCCAGAGGGUAUAGCUGUGGAUUGGGUAUCGAGAAAUAUAUACUGGACAGAUUCCACAAAAGAUACAAUAGAUGUAGCCAGCAUAGACGGUAAAAGAAGGGUAACUCUGGUCAACACAGACCUUAAAAAUCCAAGAGGUAUAACAGUUCACCCCCAGCGAGGGAAAAUUUUCUGGACGGACUGGGAUAGGCUGCAUCCGAAAAUUGAGUGGGCUAACGCAGACGGCAGCGAAAGAUCCAUAUUUUUCGAGGGCAAAGAAAUUUCCCUUCCGAACUCCUUGGCUAUCGAUUAUGAUACUGAAGAAUUGUGUUAUGCUGAUGCCGGAACUAAAAAAAUCGAAUGUAUACAAAUUGAUAACAGACAAAAGAGGACGAUAGCAUCCAAUUGCACAUAUCCGUUCGGAAUAACGGUGAAUGAUCGUUAUAUUUUCUGGAGCGAUUGGAUAACGAAACGCGUGGAGAGGGUUGAUAAACAAACGCUCAAGAGACUGGAACCAUUACCUCUUCCAAUAGUUGGUGCUGGGAGGUUAUUCGAGGUGGUUGCUGUGCCAAUGAGGUGUCCCCCUCUGCAAAAUAUCUGCCAGUACAAAGAUCAAUGUCCUCCCGAGCAUAUUUGCUUACCAAAUGGUAGAGGAAGCAAGACAUGCACUUGCUCAUACAAGGCUCAUUCGCCACUGGAAAAGCCAACCUGCACAUUGCCAGUCACGCAAAAACAAGUUACAAUUUUCUGAAAGUCAAUAGGUUAUGGGCCAAUAUUUCAGUCAAGCAUCAUUAAUAACUUGAUGGUCAUGCUUGUUCGAUUAGAUUUUAAUUUUUGUAAUUCAGUGGAUCAAUGGAAUAAAACUAUUAAUUAUUUCUAUUAUACAUAUAUAGCUUUUAGAUAACUCUUAUUUAUAUUUCCAGAUUUUUUUAUCAUUUUUUCUAUUCAUACUUACAUCACCACAAAUAAUUCCACAUCAAAUGUCGCGCGUAUUAUAAAUUAAAAGUCGAACUAUGUCUGAAUGAACGUAUGAAUAAAAUUAAAAGUAGAA